This is a messenger RNA of Mercenaria mercenaria, 2508 nucleotides long. RefSeq names its product C-type mannose receptor 2-like. Gene Ontology annotation, molecular function: signaling receptor activity. Lineage: Eukaryota; Metazoa; Mollusca; Bivalvia; Venerida; Veneridae. The transcript has 14 exons. The record is from RefSeq and is a predicted model, not a curated record. The coding region runs from base 261 to 2129 and encodes 622 amino acids.
UAUUGAAACAAUCGCUUAUAUUCGCUGUGAUAAAGUAUUUGGAACAAAGUUCACAAAACUUUAUUCAUGAAAUUUAGUUGAUCCUUACCUCUUUAUAGAUGGGAAGAUGUAGAUAAAACAGAUAAUUGUAUUAUUUAUGAAGGUAAGAAGGUCUACAGUUUGAUAUAUAUUAUCGCUUCUGUCAAUGACAGAAUGUAUAAAUGACAUUAUAUCCAAAGUAGUGUCAUACGAUAUUUAUGUGAUGAAAGGGAUUUUGAAAGAUGGCGAAAUUUGUUUUUCUGCUUUCAUUUCUUAUAUUUUUAGCUAAUAGAGGCAGGGCUGAUGAGGCAUUUGGCUGCGACGAGGGAUGGAUUAACGUCAACCAGCAAUGUUACAUGUUUAUAAACGAUAAGAAGGUCACGUGGUCUGAGGCAGAGGAAGAAUGCAACAGAUACGACUCCUCUUUGAUGUAUUUCGACAAUAUCGACGAAGUGAUCUGGUACAUAAACUAUGUCUCUGUCUACCCGGCACCAGCUUAUUGGACCAGUAUGAAUGAUAUAUCGUGGCAAGGACAGAACCAGCCUGGGACAGGACACUGGAAAUGGGGAAAAUACUCACAAGCAAAUACAACCAUCUUUCAAUGGAAUCAGUCACCAGCCAACGACGGGUAUAAUAAUUGCGGAGGUAUCAACGCCGCCGGGACGAUGUCUGACGUCGGCUGUAACUCGACACAAGGUUUCAUAUGUAACGUUGAACUGAAUGGCGGCCAAUGCCCAGAUAGCACGUGGACAAAGACGCCAACAGAUUGUUACUACGUCAGCAACACGUCUGACAUUUCCCAGUUGAUGACAUGGGAUCAAGCACGAGCAAAAUGUGCCAGCUUUGGUUCGAAUAGUCAUCUUUUAACUGUCGAUGAUGCCAAUGAUCAGACUUUCCUGCAGAAUGCGUUGCCAUAUGUAACGAUGUCCAUGUACCUAUACUGGACCGGACUCCAGUACAAAAACAACAUUUGGCAAUGGUUUAAUGGCGCUACAUUCAAUCAAAAGUUUUUUAAGUGGGCAAAAGAACCGGACAAUGUUGCCGGGAAGGAGGACUGUGUUGUCAUAAGAUAUAACGGCAAGCUAAGUGACAGAGGAUGCAACAUGCAGCAAAAUUACAUCUGUAAGAAAAGCGCAGACUAUGGCGAUAGUACAUUAAACACAGGGUGUAGUAUAUGGACACGGGCGGGUCAGAUGUGUUACAUGUUUUAUACAGAUCCCAAAUCCAGCUGGUCGGAUGCCAAGUCUACUUGUCAGAGCAUGCAGGGGGAUCUAAUCAACGUAAAAGAUCCAGAUACAAUGUCAUGGCUUAGAGUUCAGAUGUUAGACCCAACCAACGAUUAUAUAUUCUGGACAGCGCUCAAUGACAGAGACCAAGAAGGAACGUUUAAAUGGUCAGACGGUACUGUGGUCGAUUCCAACGUCAUUUCUUGGAAUGCUGAACCGAACGACUGGUGGGGAGAGGAAGAUUGUGGCAUAUUGAUUCCAUCAAGAUUUACAUACAAUGACGGAACUUGUCAAUUUCAUGCGAUCCCACUCUGUGAGGUCGAUAAUGUCCAAUCAUGUCCGUCCAAAGGUGGAUCAUGGGUCUCUAGAAAUGCUGAUAAAGGAAGUGGACUAAACUGCUACUUGUUUGGAGACUAUUCAAGUGAAAGCGUCCGGAAGACACAACCGGAAGCACUCCAAUACUGCCAAAGCCUUGCAGACUCCGGAAAUAAUGUUCCACAACUGCUGGUGGUUGAUACAGCAGCAGAAAAGCAAUUUUUGAAGGGACAAGUGUCAAAAUAUGCCGACAAUAUUUGGGGGUUUUGGACAAUGAUGACCGAUGCUGCAGAAGAGGGGUUUUGGACAUGGGGCGGCACGGCAGUUAUUGACCCAACACUCGUUGACUGGGACAAGGAACCUAGUAGUCUUACGCCCACCACUGACUGCGCCAAUGUACAGUACAAUGGCUAUUUCCAAGUUGUUGACUGUGCUUCAAAACUGGGAUUUAUAUGCGGCAGGAAAGCUUUUCAACCUUGGACCUCCAGAUCGUCAUCUACGAGGUUCUCACCUGAAUAUCAACUUACUAUCGUCUUAGUCAGUAUAACAUUACUCAUCAGGUCUGUGUGAAUAGAAAGCCGUAUUCUUUAAAAACAUUAUUAUGAACUGUUGGUGCAAUAUAAGUGGUGUAUAUUGGAUAAUAAAUGUAGAUAGUAGAAACAUUUCCAAUAAAAAAGGCCAAUAAAACAUGUUGAUAUAAAUUAUCAAACUUAAUUCUGUUUUAAUACAUAUUGGAACUCGUAGCGUGUUCACUGUCAUCCAUACCUUAUUUAUUAUCCGAAGGCGAAGGGGUAUAAAUUAGACGUUGACCCUCCGACUCUUCGCCCGUCCGUCCGUCCGCACGUGCUUGUAUCCAUGCGUUUAAAAUAGUUUCAAACUAUUAAAUUCCAACAUGAUCCAAGUAGCCAGUUAACAGAAUUUCAUUAUUUACGUAUUCAAAAAUAAAACA